This is a messenger RNA of Papaver somniferum (opium poppy), 708 nucleotides long. RefSeq names its product SKP1-like protein 1A. The annotation marks the transcript as partial. Gene Ontology annotation, molecular function: cullin family protein binding. Lineage: Eukaryota; Viridiplantae; Streptophyta; Magnoliopsida; Ranunculales; Papaveraceae. The transcript has 3 exons. The record is from RefSeq and is a predicted model, not a curated record. Gene Ontology annotation, cellular component: nucleus; cytoplasm. Gene Ontology annotation, biological process: SCF-dependent proteasomal ubiquitin-dependent protein catabolic process.
AUGUCGGCGAAGACGAUUACUUUGAAGAGUUGUGACGAACAGAUGUUUGUUAUCGAGGAGGCCACUGCUUUGCAAUCUAAAACCCUUGAGCACAUGAUCGCUGAUAACCCAAGUGAUGAGAAUAUCCCUGUGACGACUACCAUCACCGCCAAUGUCUUGGCAAAGGUAAUCGAAUACCUCAACAAACACGCUGAGGUUGAGACUAGCGAUGAAGAUAAAAAGAUUUGGGAUGCACAGUUUGUGAAUUUUGAUAACGCAAACCAAAAUACAUUGCCCCCUAUAUUGUUUGACAUGAUCCAGGCUGCCAAAAUUCUCGAAAUAAAGGGCUUGUCGUACUUGACAGCACAGAAAGUGGCGGACUGGAUUAAAGGUAAGACACCAGAUGAGAUCAUCGAGAUGUUCCCUCUGCAGAGAUCAGGAGUAAAUCAUAGCUGGUGCAUAGAUUUCUUUCUUUCCAUAGUACUCGUGUCUAGUGAUUUUUCUAAUUGUAUCCAUCAAAAGCUUGCGGUAGAUAAAUGUGAUAUGAGGAAAACAUUAGCUGCUGCAGAACCUGGGGCAGUUCUGCAUUUUUCUUCUUCAUCAGAGAUGUUUUGGGAAUCAGAUAUUCAAAGAACCCAUGAUAGUUCUGGAAUGGGUUUUGUGGACUGUAAGGCAAAGAGGGUUGUAGCUACUGCUGGGACUGUAUCUGGUGUAAUAGGGAAAGAUUAC